AUGGGGCUGUCCAAGCUCUUCCGGCGCGAUGGCCCGACGGAUGGCUUUGUGCGCACUGCGGACGAGCAGGCCCUGGUCCGGCGUCUGGAUACCUUCCUCCUGACAUUCGGCUGUCUUUCGCAAGUGAUCAAAUACCUCGAUCAGCAAAACAUCAAUAAUGCGUACGUCUCGGGUAUGCAGGAAGAUCUAAAUCUACAUGGCAAUGAAUUGAAUCUGUAUGGAAACAAAACUCCCCAACCCCAACUCGGCGAGAUUGCAACGCCGGCUAACGGCAUAUACCCUAGGUUUACAACUUACUUCAAUGCUGCAUACUGUGUUAUGCUUAUUCCCUCACAAAUCAUUCUGACCUACAUUCGGCCGAGCAUUUGGCUCCCUGGCCUGGAGAUUGUGUGGGGUGUCUUGACCGGCUUGAUUGCGAUGGCGUCGCAUGCGAGGCAGAUCUAUGUCCUGCGGGUCUUCUUGGGCCUUUGUGAAAGCAGUGCGUGGCCGGGAAUGAUGACUUUACUCAUGUACUGGUACACCCCGACCGAACUGGCAAAACGCAUGGGUUUCUACCAUUCUUGUCAAGCAGUCGGUCAAAUGAUGUCUGGGGCAUUGCAGGCCGCAAUUUCCGACACACUCGACGGCCACGGAGGGCUGGCCGGAUGGCGAUGGCUUUUUGUCAUCAAUGCGAUCAUCACCGUCGUUUGGGGAUUCGCCGGAUUCUUCAUGAUCCCCGACCUUCCCAACAGACCCAAUCCCCGCGCAUUCUGGUUCCACAAGGUACAUGCGGAGCUUGCAAUGGAGCGACUGGCUCGCAACGGCCGUGCUGAGCCAAAGAGGAUGACAUGGGCCGGUGUGAAGCGCACCUUCUCUGGCUGGGUGGUUUAUUUCAUCGCGAUUCUCUACAUUUCCACCGUCCUGGGUACAUACGGCUAUGUCUAUUUCUCGCUCUUCCUCAAGUCCCUGAAGAACCCCGACGGGACACCGAGAUGGACGGUGUCCGAAGUGAAUGCCAUUCCGAUCGGAGGCUCCGCCAUCAACGUGGUUUUCGUGUGGAUCUGGGCUUUGCUGUCUGAUUUCUUGCAAACGAGAUGGACUCUCAUCGUCUUCCAGGGUAUCAUUGGCAUUAUUCCGUGUAUCAUUAUGAGCAUCUGGACUUCGCACCCGACCGCAGUCCCGAUCUCGGGCGCGUAUGCGUCAUACUUUAUAGCUUACAUCUGCCUUGGCACAGCCCCCCUCAUCUUUGCUUGGCUGGCAGAUCUGAUCCCUCAAGAUCCCGAAGCACGUUCACUGGUUGUGGGUGUCUCGGUUGCUGGUUACUAUGCUAUCUCGGCGUGGUCGCAGGUGCUGGUAUGGCCGGCAUCACAAGCGCCCUUUUACAAGUACGGUUGGCAGUCCGCGCUCGCGUUGUUGGUCUUGGUCAUUAUCAUGACAUGCACGCUGCGCUGGAUUGAUGUGAGAUAUCUUCUUCGCAAGCGUGAGGCCUUCCAGGCAACCAUAGAAGGUGAGGCGGUUGGAAGGAAAGAUAGUGUAUCCCCUCUAGCUGAUCGCGACCACGCCCAAGGGCCAAGUUCGGAUCCCGAUCGGAAAUCUCCCCACAGGGCGAUUGUGGAUGAGAUUUGA
Molecule: messenger RNA, 1605 nt
Organism: Penicillium canariense
Lineage: Eukaryota; Fungi; Ascomycota; Eurotiomycetes; Eurotiales; Aspergillaceae
Exons: 3
Coding region: 1-1605 (534 amino acids)
Biological process (GO): transmembrane transport
Cellular component (GO): membrane
Molecular function (GO): transmembrane transporter activity
Source: RefSeq, a predicted model, not a curated record